Molecule: messenger RNA, 276 nt
Organism: Theileria annulata
Lineage: Eukaryota; Apicomplexa; Aconoidasida; Piroplasmida; Theileriidae
Product: small nuclear ribonucleoprotein (E), putative
Exons: 3
Coding region: 1-276 (91 amino acids)
Biological process (GO): mRNA splicing, via spliceosome; spliceosomal snRNP assembly
Cellular component (GO): U4 snRNP; precatalytic spliceosome; U1 snRNP
Molecular function (GO): RNA binding
Source: RefSeq, a predicted model, not a curated record
AUGGAGGAAAGAAAGGAUAAGUUACAAAAAAUUAUGACCCAACCAAUUAACCAAAUAUUCCGUUUCUUUACUGGCGGAACAAGGGUCCAAAUUUGGUUAUUUGAUCAGCCUAAUACUAAAAUCGAAGGAACCAUCAGGGGAUUUGACGAGUAUAUGAAUAUGGUAUUGGAUAAUGCUACAGAAGUUCAUGUGAAGAAGAACGUCAAGAAGGACGUUGGAAGGAUUCUGUUAAAGGGAGACUGUAUGACACUAAUUUCAGCAGCUACAUCAAAAUAA